UAUGCAUUGAACAGAUUACCCGGGACAUGCAUUUAAAAAUAAAGUGUAUUUCUACCCACAAACAAGUGUUGGGUGCUUGUACUGUGGAGGUAAACUGCUUAAAUGUACGCGGAGUGCUCGUAUGUUUUGACGAAGUGUGACUUCGUCUGAGAAUUCUCCAAGGUGCAGCAAGGCAAUUUGAGAACCACGCUUUUGUAAAUAUUUUCGAACCAUUGAAGCUAACAUUGGACGAAAUGGCUGAUAAAAAGGACGAUUUUGAUUUCCCGGACAUUGAGCUAGAAGAAAAGGAUCUGAAGCCUGAAGAAUAUACUUGUAAUGCAACACAAGCCUUCGACGCUGUUUUCCAAUGUUAUACUCUCGGAGAACAAGCAAUAAACUAUUACCGGUACGGCGAAAAGAAGGAUUGCAGCGGAAAAUGGGAUUACUUUAAACUUUGUAUAUCAACAAAGACGAAGUCGCCUUUACAUGCCAAGAAACUAUUGGAUGAACACAAAGCGAAAACAGAAGAGGAAAAGAAAACUGUAAGGAGUUCAGAGGAUGUGUGGACUUUAAAAGCGAUACCAGAUGAACAUACUUCUACUACAACGCAGUAAUUAGGCAUAUAGAGAGGUGGCUUUUUGUAUUAUACUGUAUAAUUUGCCUAGAGCGCA
Umbelopsis ramanniana AG is the source of this 650-nucleotide messenger RNA. RefSeq lists its product as uncharacterized. The coding region runs from base 234 to 593 and encodes 119 amino acids. NCBI's taxonomy places the organism in Eukaryota, Fungi, Mucoromycota, Umbelopsidomycetes, Umbelopsidales, Umbelopsidaceae. The transcript has 4 exons. The record is from RefSeq and is a predicted model, not a curated record.